UCCUAUGCGAAUGUAUAAGCUCUCACAGUCUGUCACCUGGAGGCGCUAUGUGCUGCAGAACAGACGUCAGCCGAGCUCUACAGAUCCGCCACGCGUUCGGCACCAAGAUUUGCUGUCCCUAGACACAAGUCCAUCUGGCUAGUGCAAUAUCUUUCACAGCUUGGUGACAGGAGCUUUGGUGGUUUAUGCUAGUAGCGGGAGCUCUACACAAGGACCGAAAGAAGCGGAUGUGUGUGAGAUUAUUUGUGUCUUUUUGUGUGAGAGUACGGAUUAUCCACAAUGACGGUGGAUUUUCUCGAAUAUUCGGAUAUUUCAUCGGAAGUAAAAGGCGCUAUGUGUCUUGGUCGACUAAAGUUAACUGAUCAACACAUAAUUUUCAAGAACAGUAAAACUGGAAAAGUUGAACAGAUAAAUGCCAGUGAUUUGGAACUUGUAAACUGGCAGAGACUUGUUGGUUCAUGGGGCAUACGACUUUUUCUGAAAAAUGGCAUACUUCAUCGAUUUGCAGGCUUUAAGGAAGCGGAGCAAGAGAAAGUGGCAAAAUUCUUCUCUAGUAACUACAAGAAAGAUAUGUUAGAAAAAGAAUUGAGUUUGAAAGGAUGGAACUGGGGUACAGCAAAAUUUUCUGGUGCAGUAUUAAGCUUUGAUGUGGGAAGUAACACUGCAUUUGAGAUACCACUGAACAACGUAUCCCAAUGUACAACUGGUAAAAACGAAGUCACUCUAGAAUUUCAUCAGAAUGAUGAUGCUCCUGUAAGUCUGAUGGAAAUGAGAUUCCACAUCCCAUCCAGUGAGAUGGCUGGUGAUAUUGAUCCUGUAGAAGCCUUCCAUCAAAAUGUGAUGAAACAAGCUAGUGUGAUUAGUUUAUCUGGAGAUGCAAUAACGACAUUUAAGGAGAUUCAGUGCUUAACUCCAAGAGGUCGAUAUGAUAUCAAGAUUUUUCAGUCAUUCUUCCAACUCCAUGGUAAAACAUUUGAUUACAAGAUACCUAUGUCUACUGUACUACGUCUUUUUGUGCUGCCUCAUAAAGAUAGUAGACAGAUGUUCUUCGUGGUCAGUUUGGAUCCUCCAAUAAAGCAGGGUCAGACAAGGUACCACUACCUUGUUUUUCAAUUUGGUCAAGAAGAGGACAUUACUGUUGAACUACCUAUAUCAGAAGAGGAACUGCAAGAAAAAUAUGAAGGAAAAUUAAGUAAGGAAAUGACUGGACCAACAUAUGAAAUUUUGGGAAAAGUUAUGAAAGCCAUUGUAAACAGAAAAAUUACAACACCAGGAAAUUUUGUUGGGCACUCUGGUACACCAGCUAUAUCUUGUUCAUACAAGGCAGCUGCUGGAUACCUCUACCCAUUGGAAAGGGGAUUUAUUUAUGUUCAUAAGCCUCCUGUGCAUAUUAGAUUUGAAGAAAUAGUCAGUGUUAAUUUUGCAAGAAGUGGUGGUGGUACAAGGUCAUUUGAUUUUGAAAUUGAAACUAAAUCCAGUGUUGUCCAUACAUUUAGUAGUAUUGAGAAAGAUGAAUAUGGAAAAUUAUUUGAUUUUAUAACAGCAAAGAAAUUGCGAGUGAAGAACAGAGGAAAAUCGGACAAACUUUCAUAUGCAGAAGACUUUGGUGAUUCAGAUCAGGAAGAUGAACCAGAUGCAUACCUGGCACGUGUUAAAGCUGAAGCUGAGGAACGAGAUGAUGAGGGAGGUGGCGAGUCAGAUGAAUCCUCAACAGAUGAAGAUUUUAAGCCAAAUGAAGUUGAAAGUGAUGUUGCAGAAGAGUAUGAUAGUAAUCCUAGCCCAUCUGAUUCAGAAGAGGACUCUGAUGAAGCGUCAGACAAGGAGAAAAAGAAGGAGAAAAAGGAAGAAAAAGAAAAGAAGGAAAAGCCUCCCAAGAAAGCUAAGACUGUUUCUGAAAAACCAAGAAAGAAAAGAGAAAAGAAAGAGAAAGAUGAAAAUAAGCCCAAGCGUCCUGCAACUGCAUUCAUGAUGUGGUUAAAUGCUUCACGUGAGAAGAUUAAGGCCGACAAUCCGGGUAUUGCAGUGACAGAAAUUGCAAAGAAAGGUGGAGAAAUGUGGAGGGAGUUAAAGGAUAAAUCAGAGUGGGAAGCAAAAGCAGCAAAGGCAAAAGAAGAAUACAAUAAGGCAAUGAAGGAGUACAAGCCACCACCUGCUGAUGAGAAGAAAAAAGAAAAGAAAGAACCAAAGAAACGUGAAUCCAAACCUUCACCAGUUAAAGCGGGUGCCUAUAAGAGUAAAGAAUACAUAAGUGAUGACAGUAGUGAUAGUGACGAUGAGAAGAAAACUGCUUCUAAGAAGGCUGAUAGUGUUCCAAAGGAAAAGAAACCUGAAGUUAAGAAAGAAAUAAAGGAAGAAAAGGCAUCUGAUGAAGAAGAAGAUGAUGAUGAUUUUGAAGAACCAAUUGAGAAGACACCACCCACCAGUGAGGAUGAAGACUCUGCCUCUGGAUCAGAAAGUGACUAACUGGUAUUUUUGUGAAAAGUGUUUGAACUUCAUUCCAACCACUGUGAAUCUUGUGUAAGACAAAACGUAAAUGUGUAGUUACUGAUGCACAUCUCAUACCUGAGAAUUUUACUGGUGACUUACAUAAUAUCAAGCUGUAUAUAUUUACUUUUUUGUAUUUGUUGCUAAGACUUUUUAAAAAAAUACAAUAAUUUUGUAAAAGCCA
Molecule: messenger RNA, 2668 nt
Organism: Schistocerca gregaria
Lineage: Eukaryota; Metazoa; Arthropoda; Insecta; Orthoptera; Acrididae
Gene: Ssrp
Product: FACT complex subunit Ssrp1
Exons: 15
Coding region: 280-2463 (727 amino acids)
Cellular component (GO): FACT complex; nucleus
Molecular function (GO): nucleosome binding; histone binding; DNA binding
Source: RefSeq, a predicted model, not a curated record